Messenger RNA from Melopsittacus undulatus (budgerigar), 2085 nucleotides. RefSeq names its product TOG array regulator of axonemal microtubules 1 (gene TOGARAM1). Bases 786 to 1973 code for a protein of 395 amino acids. Gene Ontology annotation, biological process: microtubule cytoskeleton organization. The transcript is spliced from 7 exons. Gene Ontology annotation, molecular function: microtubule binding. The record is from RefSeq and is a predicted model, not a curated record. Gene Ontology annotation, cellular component: cilium; cytoplasmic microtubule. Lineage: Eukaryota; Metazoa; Chordata; Aves; Psittaciformes; Psittaculidae.
AGCACAGCAGGAGCUUAGAGGAUGGCUGCGUUAGCAGGGAGCUCAUCAUGGGAGCUGCUACACUACCAGAGAGAUUUUGCAGCGUGGGGUGUCUUCUGAACUGCCACAAUUUGCAGUUGGAAUAGACUCAGUUAGUUGUCUUUGUGCAAACCGAAGCUGCUUUGUGCAGUAUAAUCUAGUGAUAGUUUUAUAUCCAGUAAGGCCAUGGUAAUUUGUGGAGCCAGAGAAAAUGAAAUCUUGGUGAAAUGGGAACACAGUUAUUCAGGAAGAGUGCUGGACUUCCAUGUCACACUGAAAAGCUGGGAGCAACUGAUGUGGCUUUGAAGUCAAUUCUAUGCCUUAGCUCUCCUUCAAACCUGUAUCUCCCGAUGCAGCAUACAAAUGUCUCGUUGACUGUGCAAUGAAACUGACCUCAAAGUAGAGUUUGUAAUCCAAAGAUAAAAAUAAAAUUGGAGAAGUUUGAAUUUGCAGAAUUGUGUACCCUGAAAUGUGGGAUCAGUAGGUAUAGAAGAACUUACAUAAAAGGUUAGUUUGCUACACAAAUUUGAGACUUAAUUCCAGCUCUUCUCUCAUUUUCAUCAGCAUAGGUGUUUGAGAUUUUAAGUGAAUGAAAUGAAAUUUAAUCAAAUGGAUUACGCUUUCUAAUAAAGUUGCCUGUGCUCCACGUCUCUAUAUGACCAGAAUAAGGAUCUGCAUUUCACCAGUAUAGUACUUGCAGAUUAUGCUGAAGAUGAAAAAAGAAAAGAAAACUUGUAUAAUCUAUUUGGUAGAGCACAUUAAUAUUGAUGUUUAACUCCUAUGAGGAGUUUUUACUAAGCAGCUGUGUUUUCUUUAGCCAUCUGAAUUCAGCUGUGAGAAGCUGCACAGCUCGGCACCUCUCAGACACUGUAGAACAUAUGGGCCUGGACCGGAUUCUGUCUAAAAUCAAAGUUGUCGCUGAUAGGCUUUUCCCUGCAAUAGUCAGGUUUACACAGGAUAGUUCACAACAAACAAGGUAUUAUGGUCAAAAGAUGCUCUUCAGUAUGAUGACUCAUCCUGAUUUUGACAAAACAAUUGAGAAGUAUGUGUUGACCAAGGACUUGCCUUAUAUUAGGAAACAUGUUGCCCAACUACGUGAAAAGGGUUUGGGUGGGCUGCCAUUAGAUACACCCUCAGCAAAAGGAAGACAUUCCCAUACUCGUAGCGUUGGACGUUUGAGAGAUACUAUCAACAUCACUGACAGAGAGACUACAGAAGCCUAUGAAGUCAAAAGAAAAACAGCUCCCCGUAAUUUACUAGAAAAUGAAGAAUAUGUUAAAGACAUUACAGGUUUAUUGACCGCAAAGGACUUCCGUGAUCGAAUACGUGGCAUUAAGCAGUUGUUACUUGAUGCAGAGCAUAACCAAGGCUUUGUUGUUGCAAACAUCGUGAAGAUUUUUGAUGCUUUCAACUGUCGCUUAAAUGACUUAAAUGGCAAAGUAAAUCGGAUUGCUUUGGAGACGAUGCACCAGAUAAUUCCGUUGCUGAAAGACAAUUUAUCACCUGUGAUCAACAUGUUAAUUCCCGCCGUGGUUGACAACAACCUGAAUUCCAGAAACCCAGGGAUUUAUGCAGCUGCCAAAAAUGUUAUUCAAGCUCUGUGUCAACACCUAGACAACUACUUGCUCCUUCAGCCAUUUUGCACAAAAGCCCAGUUUCUAAAUGGAAAAGCCAAACAAGACAUAACAGAAAAGCUUGCUGAUAUUGUGAGGGAGUUAUACCCACGGAAGCCUAAGAGUGUGGAGCAGAAAGUUCUAGUUGUCCUUUGGCACCUUCUGGGAAACAUGACGAACAGUGGCUCUUUGCCUGGGACUGGAGGGAACAUUCGGACAGCCACAGCAAAACUGUCAAAAGCACUUUUUGCACAGAUGGGACCACGUCUCUUAACUUGUGCUGCAGCUCAGUCACCACACAUCAAGAAGACUUUAGAAGAACUUUUGGAGGCAGAAAGCUAAAGUAAUGAUUCCUGUGCGUGCAUGAAGCUCCAUCAGCUGCUAGGACAGAUGGACUGCUGUUUGUAUGGAAACACUCCACACCAUCUCCUGUUCUUUUAUUGUGCUGAUGGCU